Molecule: messenger RNA, 1191 nt
Organism: Thlaspi arvense
Lineage: Eukaryota; Viridiplantae; Streptophyta; Magnoliopsida; Brassicales; Brassicaceae
Source: the annotation of a GenBank genome assembly
AUGUCUGUCACAGCUGGUGUCAGCGAUACCAUCAUUGCUAUUAGAGAUAAACUGAGAGGUAAAAUUGGGCAAACAAAAGUUAAAAGGUAUUGGCCAGGUAAAGCUCCUGAAUGGGCUGAUGAUGCCGAUGAAGAGGGGGAUAUUAGGAUGGCUAGGGCAGUUGCCCUGGAAAAGGCUUUUCCAACUCAGGAAGAUGCAGACGUUGUGAAGCGGGAUGAUCCCAGGCUACGUCGUCUGGCUGAGAGUAGGGUAGACAAUCGUGAAGAGAUAAGAGCUGAUCAUAGGCGUAUUCGACAGGCAGAGAUUGUUACUACAAUAGAAGAGGAAAAUAAAAGACAAGAAGGAUUAGACUUGGAGGAAGAGGAUGAAGAUGCAUUGGAGGAAAGGAGGAGGCGAAUUAGGGAGAAGUUGCUCCAGAGGCAGCAGGAAGAAGCUGCACUUCUUCCAGAAGAAGAGGAAGAGGAGGAAGAGGAAGAGGAGGAAGAAGAGUCUGAAUACGAGACCGACUCAGAGGAUGAGCUAACGGGUCCUGCAAUGGUGAAGCCUGUCUUUGUCCCAAAGUCAGAGAGAGACACCAUAGCUGAGCGUGAGAAGCUUGAAGCAGAAGAAGAAGCACUUGAGGAAUUAAUGAGAAAACGUUUGGAAGAAAGAAAAGUGGAGACAAAGCAAAUAGUGAUUGAGGAGAUCCGGAAGGAUGAAGAAAUUCAGAAGAAUAUGGAAUUGGAGGCUAAUAUUGCUGAUGUGGACACUGAUGAUGAAGUAAAUGAGGCAGAGGAAUAUGAAGCUUGGAAGGUCAGAGAGAUUGCAAGGAUUAAGAGGGAUAGGGAUGAUCGUGAGGCAAUGCUGAAGGAGAAGGAAGAGAUUGAAAAGGUUAGAAAUAUGACUGAGGAAGAGAGGAGGGAGUGGGAGAGGAGGAAUCCGAAACCUGCACCUCUGCCCAAGCAGAAGUGGAGAUUUAUGCAGAAAUACUAUCACAAAGGUGCUUUCUUUCAGUCAGAUGCAGAUGAUCAUGCUGGAACUGCUGGAUCUGAAGGCAUAUACAAGCGUGAUUUCUCUGCUCCUACUGGUGAAGAUAAGAUGGAUAAGACUAUAUUACCCAAAGUCAUGCAGGUUAAGCACUUCGGUCGUAGUGGGAGGACAAAAUGGACCCAUCUUGUCAAUGAGGACACAACUGAUUGGAACAAUCCGUAA